Messenger RNA from Acanthaster planci (crown-of-thorns starfish), 2375 nucleotides. RefSeq lists its product as uncharacterized. The record is from RefSeq and is a predicted model, not a curated record. Lineage: Eukaryota; Metazoa; Echinodermata; Asteroidea; Valvatida; Acanthasteridae. Gene Ontology annotation, cellular component: nucleus. Gene Ontology annotation, molecular function: cis-regulatory region sequence-specific DNA binding.
AAGCGCAGCUUGCUCUCUUAAGACGUGACACGAAACAGCCGUCAGUUUUGUGCAAGUCGGGCGAAAAUUUGUCCGGAGUGAGGAAAACGACAACUAAAGGCAACAUUUUUUGCUCCAAACGAGCAAAAUCGAGUUUUCUACAAAUAGCAACCUGGGGGACAGUUAGCAGCGUAAGCCCCUGCACUGUAUAUUUGUGUGGAGACCACACUACAAUGGGCCUAAUCAAAUUGGAUUGCCAGGUUCGUGUACACUUGGCAGAAAUGAAGGGUAAGCUGAGAUCCACAUGAGAUAGCAUGCGAGCAUCAAAAAGACACUCUAAAAGGCAAGUCAAGAUAGACGAGCCAACACACCUACACGGACCUGCGACAGACACCCAGCGAAAUUCCCAAGCAAACAGCACAACCAACAGUGGUGGAGCUGGCCAUUCCCAACCCACAGGGGUGGCGGGUGCCUUCCAGAGACAGUAUUACCCCCACUGGGUCAUCAUCGGCCUGAUUGCUUUGCUGUUGACUGUCGGUUACCAGCGAUGGGACCUGGUCAUAGGUUUUGCCAGGGAGUUGCGAGAACACCCUUGGAAAUUCGUUGGCAGAUGCCCGUCUUUGCAUCAGAGAAUACCGUGGGGAGCGACCAUCGACCGAAGGAGUAAUCUUACGCUUGAAGAGUUUCGUCGAGUCUACGAUGCUCAAAGACCGGUUCUGAUUACCGAUGUACUGCAGGAUUGGGGAGCGAUGCGCUGGGACGCCGACUUUUUCCUAUCGCAGUACGGCAAGCAGCGAGUGGUAAUGAAAGCCGUUGAGGGCACGCUGGAUCAAGCGGAAGGCUUCUCGCUGCCGCUAGAGAGGUUCAUUGCUCACCGUCACCAGAGCAGCCCUCAUCACUGGACCUACGUGGAAGAUGAGCUGCUCGUCCCGCACACAGCCGAGCUAAAGAAGGACAUCGGUUCUUGCCCUUAUCUAGAGGAAGACUUCUUUAAGUUGUUCCCCCAGGAGAUUCGUCCGUGGGACGCCAUGCUCCUGUGGGGGACUAAGUACUCGCGGUCCAGCCUCCACAUUGAUCCCUAUAAUUGGACAGGAACCAAUGCAGUCAUCAAGGGAGUGAAGCAGUGGAAACUGUACCCACCUGGGCAAGACGAGCAUCUCUAUAUCCUGCCUGACCGCAUGUCUGGUUUCCCGCUUAAGAGCUACAAAUACAACAGCCCCGUCGAUGCCUUUGAUCCCGAUUUGAACCGAUACCCAAACUUUGUCAAGGCCGAGGCCGUUGAGUUCACCCAGUACCCAGGGGAGCUCCUCAUCAUUCCAACUGGGUGGUUCCAUCAGGCGUACAACACUGAGGAAACAAUAGCAGUCAGUGGGCAGGUCAUGAACAGGGCAAACUAUAGGAUGGUGUUGGAGGAGAUUUUCAAAGCUGGCAAUGUCAAUGUUGAAUCCCUACCCUCCAGCUUUUCUGACAUGGCACCCGUAGACCAGGUGCGGACAGUUAUGGAGGCGAUACCACAGAGUAUUUUGGAUGAAGGUCGCAGGGUCACCGAGCUAGCCCUUAACCAGGUCAAGAGCAGAUCGCAUGAGCACACCCGAAGCACAGUUGAUGUGUAGAACGGAGCAACAUUAACGUUCAUUCAGAUAGCAGCAAAAAUUUCGAAGAAACCUCAGCUGUUGGUGUCUCGAAGCUCCCAUCGUUGUUUGCUUUUUGUUUGGAGAUCGCCCCAAUUUACUUCUCAAGUUGCAUUUGUUAUUAGAAAAAAAAUAAGAAAUCUCGAUGUUGAAGUACGUUGGCAAAAGAAGGAACAAGCAAAGGUGUCCAAGGAAGUUACCUGGACAUCCAUUAAUUUAAUUACAUAUUCACAUAUUUGAUGUGAUCCUUUAUCCAUUACAGGAAGCUUUAGAAAAGUCUUGACUUUGUUAUUCUUGAGAAGAUAAAUAGUUUUCAGAGUGAUGUCAGUUUCAUUACCACCAGUAUUAGUUCAAUUAAUAGUAUGAAUAUUAGGUUUUUAGGGGAGGGCUGCUAUCCCCCCCCCUUGGUAAUUAAUUUACUGUAAGUGUUGCAUGGCACUGGGGAGCUACAGAUUAAGAAGAAAGCAGUAACAUCUACAACUCAUGGCAAAAAUGAAGACUAUCAUGUCUCGUGUACUGAGGGAAUGAGAAUUCACAAACAUGGUUUACGAAUUCCAAAGUUUUUAAGAAGUACUUUUAGGAUUUUAAUUCAGGUCAGAUUGUGAAAAGCUCCUGUAUUGUGACUUCUGUAUAUUCGAGCACCGUUUGUACUAUUUAUUUGUGGUUUUAAUUAGUAACAUUUUGCACUUCAAGAGACAUGUUCAGUGAGCGGUUAUUAUUUCCGUGAAUUCUGAGAGAACAAAUUAAAGAAUUGAUUGUCCUUGA